This is a messenger RNA of Rhincodon typus (whale shark), 4880 nucleotides long. RefSeq names its product inter-alpha-trypsin inhibitor heavy chain H3-like. Gene Ontology annotation, molecular function: serine-type endopeptidase inhibitor activity. NCBI's taxonomy places the organism in Eukaryota, Metazoa, Chordata, Chondrichthyes, Orectolobiformes, Rhincodontidae. Gene Ontology annotation, biological process: hyaluronan metabolic process. Bases 18 to 2849 code for a protein of 943 amino acids. The record is from RefSeq and is a predicted model, not a curated record. The transcript is spliced from 24 exons.
UUGAUGCAUUGAGCAAAAUGAAGGCAAUGCUGUCCUUUCUUCUACUAAUUUCUAUUCCAGCGCUAAUAUCCUCUGAUUUCAUAAUAACAGAAUCAGAGUUUCCGCAGCAUGGAUAUAUGAGCAGUUCAUCAGAUGUUCUGGAACUGGAUGGAAGAACCCUGAAGAAAAGAAGCAUUGGUGAACAUGGCAAAAAACCUGAGCGGGACCUUGAAAUUUAUGGUAUGAAGAUUGAUUGCAAAGUCACAUCUCGAUUUGCUCACAGCGAGGUAAUCAGCCGGGUAGUGAAUCGAGCCAAUGAAUCAAGGGAAGCUUUCUUUGAAAUGGAACUACCCAAAACGGCAUUUAUUACCAACUUCAGCAUGACUCUAGAUGGAGUGACUUAUGUGGGAGCUGUAAAAGAGAAAGAAGUUGCUCAGCAACAGUACCAACAAGCAGUUUCACGGGGACAGACUGCGGGACUUGUAAAAGCAUCUGGAAGAAAAAUGGAGAAGUUCAAAGUGUCAGUGAAUGUUGGAGCAACCAAAAAAGUCACCUUUGAACUAACUUAUGAAGAAUUAUUAAAACGUAAUCUGGGGAAAUAUGAAAUGCAAAUCAGAGUAAAACCCAAGCAGCUUGUCAAACAUUUUCAGAUUGAUGUACAUGUCUUUGAACCACAAGGCAUUGCCUUUCUGGACUUUGAUGCAAAAUUCUUACCAAAUAAUCUGACGUCAAUUGUGAAAAAGACACUGACUGCAACAAAGGGCCAUAUUUCCUUUAAACCAACUCUUGAGCAACAGCGCAAAUGUCCUGACUGUGAUGAGACUAUUCUGGAUGGAGACUUCAUCAUAGAGUACGAUGUCCAUAGAGACCUGUCUGCCGGUACUGUUCAGAUUAUAAAUGGAUAUUUUGUCCACCAUUUUGCUCCUGCAAAUCUAACCAGAAUCCCUAAAAAUGUCGUCUUUGUGAUUGACCACAGUGGAUCUAUGUCAGGCACUAAAAUGCGGCAGACAAAUGAAGCCCUUUUAAAAAUUUUAGAUGAUAUGAACACAAAAGAUCACUUUGCAAUUAUUAUAUUUGAUGAUACUUCUGAUACCUGGAAAAACUCCAUGUUUCAAGCAACUCCAAACAAUGUGGCUGAAGCUAAAAUAUUUGUACAAACCAUUUCAGCCAGAGGAGGAACAGAUAUAAAUGCUCCGAUGCUGAAAGCAGUAGGACUUCUGGACAAGUCCCAUCAAGACAAGCUUCUGCCUGAAAGAAGUGUCUCCAUGAUUAUUUUGUUAACUGAUGGUGAUCCGAAUUCAGGAGAAUCAAACCCAACAAAAAUCCAGGAGAAUGUUAAAAAUGCCAUCAAUGGCAGGUACAAUGUGUAUUGCCUUGGGUUUGGUUAUGAUGUUAAAUAUAGAUUUCUGGAAAAAAUGGCACUGGAAAAUAAUGGUGUAGCACGGAGAAUUUAUGAGGAUUCAGAUGCUCCCUUACAGCUCCAGGGCUUUUACGAUGAAGUGGCAAAUCCCUUGCUUUUGGACAUUGAAUUGCAAUAUCAAGAGAAUGCUAUUUCAGACUUAACUCAGUCCAAUUUUAAGCAGUUUUUUGAUGGGUCAGAAAUUGUAGUGGCUGGCAAGAUUUCAGAUAAUAACCUGGAGUCACUCAUUGCAGAGGUCUUUGCACAAACUGCCAAUGAAAACCUAACUUUAAAAGCAGAAGUGCAGGUAUCAGAAGUUGAAAAUAUCACUCAGCAGCAGCAAUACAUUUUUGGUGACUUUACUGAGCGACUGUGGGCUUAUUUGACCAUACAACAGCUAUUGGAGAAGCGGGUUUCGGCAGUGGCAAAUGAAAAGAAAAUCCUAACAGACAGAAUCCUGGAACUGUCACUCAAGUACAGCUUUGUAACCCCAUUAACGUCAAUGGUUGUCACAAAACCAGAGGAAAAUAAGAAUGACAGCUUUGUGGCUGACAAACCGUCAGAAGAUGAAAAGGUCCUAAUACAACAAAAACAUUAUGGUCCUCCAGGAUAUGCAUUACAAAAUGUCCUAAUACAACAAAAACAUUAUGGUCCUCCAGGAUAUGCAUUAAAAACAUCAAUAGCCACACCUAGCUUUCACUAUAGAACACCCAGUUUCACUUAUGUUGACAGUGAUCCUCAUUUUAUCAUUUCAAUAAAUGAUCACAGUGAUGCCAUUUGUUUCAACAUUGAUGGAAAACCAGGGGCAAUUCUAAAUCUGGUCACAGAUCCAUCCACAGAUUUUGUAGUAAAUGGAGAAUUGAUUGGAGAGAAGAAAAUAGAAGUUAACAAGAAAAUAAAUACAUACUUUGGAAAGUUUGGAAUUGUGAACAACAAAAUGGAUGUUAAAGUUGAAGUAUCAACUAAAACAAUUACAGUAUUUCAUGGAGAAGACAAGAUUGUUUUCCCCUGGUCAGCAACUGCAUCUUUAACAAAAGAGAGUUUCUCAAUUUCAAUUACGAAAGAAAGGAAUCUCACACUGACAAUAGGAGAUGAUGCAACAUUCGUUAUUGUGCUGCAUCGGGUCUGGAAAUACCAUCCUCUGCACAGAGACUUUCUGGGAUUUUAUACACUUGACAGCCGCAGGUUCUCAAAUAUGACUCAUGGAUUACUUGGCCAGUUUUACCAUGAAGUAAAUGCUGAGAUAUAUAAUAUCCGCCCUGGUUUAGAUGAAGGCAAAUCUGAUGCAACAAUGAUCGUAAAAGGUCACAAGCUCAGAGUAACAAGGGGUUACCAGAAAGACUACAGAUUUGAUCCAAAGCAAGGAACCAAUAUCCCAUGCUGGUUUGUUCACUACAAUGGCAAAGGAUUUAUUGAUGGAAGUCCCACUGACUAUGUUGUUUCUUCUUUAUUUGACUCCCUAAAUUCAUAAGCUGAAAGCAGAUGAUGAGAGUUUAUCCCUUGAAUGACUUUAUUGCACAAUGACUUCAUAGAUCAAAUGCAAAUAUAGAUUAAAAAUCACAUCCAUAAGCACUUCCUGUCUCUUCAAUUAUGUUACAAUGUUUCUUUAUAAUGAUUACUGCCUAUGUAAAAUGACCAAAUUAAGUUUGUGUGUUAAGAAUGGUUGUCAGGUGAGCUCCUUUGCUGAUCCACUGGGCUCCAGUCUCUGAAAAUGUGCAGGCAUCGGGAUUAUUUUCAAAUUUCUACCCUAUGCACAGCAGCAGCUCAACUUUAUGUUAAAACCCUGUUCCAAGAUUACCAUUCAGUAGGGACAGCUGACAAGUUUGAGGAGGUGGAAGGGCCAACUAAUACCCACAAUGUGCAGUCUUCACUGUGGCAAAAUUGACAGCACUGUUAAAGAGUCUGGGGCAUGAGACAGCAAUGUCAUGAAAGGGAGAUGAGGCUGAUCAUACUACAUGGCUUUUCUUAAACAUGACUAUUCAUUGUGAUAACAGUCUCCAUGUCAGUCUGAUGCAAUAUCAAGCCUGUACCUGCAGAUCGUUGCCAACUUGUUGAUUUGAUACAUAAAAGUCAGACUGACUGUUAUUAUAACUUUGCUUGGAUCGCUUGCUGCGCACUCACCUCCUGUUAUGAACACUGUGGGGUUUAUGUAUCCUUGAAGACGUUGAAUAUCCAGAGAAAUUGCCUAGUAAAUAAAUUAGUGAUCUCAAUUUCCUUCCUCUGUUGCCGCAUGGUCCUUGACAUCAUAUUUGGUCAGCAGAUUUUUGUGAAGCUCCCUCAAACCCCAACUCAAAUCUGUCUCCAAGGAACAAAGAAAUUUCCACCAGUAAAUUAAAAGCAGAAAUACUGGUAUCAAUUCUGUAAUACUGUCCACAAAUAGCUAAAUGUAUUUACAUCAAAUGGCAACAAAUGGAAUAUAAGGUGGGUAUCAAUGCCAAUGCAGUGAGAAGGCACUGAAAGAACACUUCAAAAGAAGUGGUACACUGAUUUCAACAUAACAGCUAUUUUGAUUGACAUCAGAGGCAGUGACAUCCUUGCAGGCAUUCGCACAGUUCUAGCACUGAAUGCAAAAGGAAGUGGCCCAGUAAUGAACUGGCUUCAGUACUACUUAUUAUGAUGAAUGAACACUGGACCAAAAGAACACUGGGUUUGGAUGGACCAUAUCACUGCAUAAGGUUCCGUUGUGAACAAUUGUGUGCAGCUCCGAUAUAGAUAUGAAUUUGAAAAAAAGUGCAUUUUUAAGAGUUAUCCAGUAAUUUAGCAAUACAAAAUAGUUCCAAAAGCAUUUUUGAUAGUGAGUCAAAUUACUUGGCAAACUCCAAUGGCAAUACUGAACAAUGUGUCCCUCGUACUAGCAGGAAGCAAAUAUAUGUAUCUUCCAAUAUAUAAAUAGCUCUGAUAAUAUGAGUCUUUAUUAACUAAAUAAUGAAUUGUUCUAAUAAAGUGCAUAAUCUAAAGACAUGUUCUACUCACCAAAGAUAUUCUUGCAUAUGUAGACAAAUCGAUUUUAUUUUAAAUUCAUGUCAAUCCAUAUAUACUGUUGAGUUGCUGCUUUAUAGCCUAUCAUUUCUGAAUUAAAUUUACAGAGCAAAAUUCCUCAAACGUCUCUUGUGAUGAACACAUUUUCACUUUGCAUUAUACUUAGUUCUCCAUCUUUUCCUUUGGAUGUGAUUUGAUGCAUUGGUUUCAUCAAACAUCAAAUCAUAGACAUAGGAGGUUAUUCAGCCCAUUCUGUUCCCAACAGUUAACAAGCAGCCAUUCAGCCUAAUCCCAAUUACUGGUGCUUGGACCAUGGCUUUGUAAGUUGCAGCAAUUCAAGUGAAAAACCAAAUACAUUUUAUAUAUUUUCAGUGUUCUCCCUCGGCUACCAUAUGGGACAGUCAAUUCCAGAUUCCUACCACCCUGUGCGUAGAUAAAAAUCUACUUGAAAUUUGUUAUUUAAUUCAUAAUAAUUUAUUUAUAUGGUGAUUUUGCAGCACUAUUAAACUUCUGUUGAUAUUCA